Papilio polytes (common Mormon) is the source of this 1414-nucleotide messenger RNA. Its product is annotated as hematopoietically-expressed homeobox protein hhex-like. Gene Ontology annotation, biological process: cell differentiation; regulation of transcription by RNA polymerase II. Gene Ontology annotation, molecular function: RNA polymerase II cis-regulatory region sequence-specific DNA binding; DNA-binding transcription factor activity, RNA polymerase II-specific. Bases 9 to 713 code for a protein of 234 amino acids. Lineage: Eukaryota; Metazoa; Arthropoda; Insecta; Lepidoptera; Papilionidae. The transcript has 3 exons. The record is from RefSeq and is a predicted model, not a curated record.
CCGUCACCAUGUGCGCCUGCAAACAUAGAAAGUCAUUCCUUAUCGAGGACAUCCUCAAGGACUCUAAGAAGACUCACAGAAACUUGAGCAAUGAACCUAAAGAGCCAUUAACUUGUAAGAGUAAAUCAGAACCUAUAGAAGUGACUAGACUAGCUGAACCAGAUAUAGAAUUGUCAAAAGUGAGCUUAAAUGUAGAAGUGAGAAGGAGCACGUAUCCAUUGUAUCCGAUGCCGGUGAAGGCAGGACUCCAUUGGCCGUAUCGAGUGAAAGGCUACUCAGUGGAAACGCGACCUUCGCCUAGCUACUACAGCGAGCCGGCGAUGACGGAGCAACUUUUUAGAAGCCAGCUCGCUAGCAGAUUGAUGACACACCCCUACAGCAUACGACACACUUACGGCUUCGAUAGAGUGGCGCCCGGUUGCUGCAGCCCGUGGUGGGGUGUGGGCGGACGGCGCAAGGGUGGGCAGGUGAGGUUCAGCGCCGCGCAGACAAGCGCCCUCGAGCGUAGGUUUGGAGCCAGCAAGUACCUCAGUCCAGACGAAAGACGGGCCCUCGCGGCGUCACUUAGACUUAGCGAUAGACAGGUGAAAACAUGGUUUCAAAACCGGCGCGCUAAGUGGCGUCGUUGCGCGCCGGAUGCCGCGGACAGUGGCAGCCCGCCCUCAGCAGAAGACGCCUCCGACGAUGACGUCACUAUCGCAGAUGAAGACUGACACUAGAUGGCGCUGACAUUCUGACACUUGCCAUGACAUUGCAAAUAUGAGGAAAGGACGGACAAGAGAUAUAAAAGAAAUUUUUAACAUUGAACAUACAUUUUUAUUUUAUUUUAAGUAGGAAUAAUUCUAUAUGAACAUAUGCCUUUAUUUCACUAGAUUGUUCUGAAAAAUAUUCAGAUGAAAAUUUAAACCUUAUCUAGUCAACGAUAUAAUAGUUCGAACUUCUGCCACAUUUUUAUCUACGACAUGCGAAAAUUAUUUGGAAAUAAUCUUUUAAUUAUGUAUUUAUUGGAUUUUAAAUGUACGUUCAAUGAUAAGGGUUGCCAUUAUCUCAGAUUAAUUGCAUUUCAAGCUAUGAUUGAUUAUGUGAAUGACGUCACAGUAUAUCUGUUACUUUAUCAAAGGAAUCCGCGAUAUCGAGUUUAGAUUUUUGGGGAUGUACCUAAUUGUAAAACACAAGUAAAGAAACAUUAAAGGCCGAUAAUUUAUUAAUAUCCUAGAGAUUAGAUCUAAAAACAAAUUUGUUAUCUAUAUUAAUUGUUGAUAACCUUAAAAUUUUUUUAGUCAUCCUUUCUUGUGUAUUGUAACCAAUAAAAGUAACGUUUACAAAUUAAAAAAUCUAACGUCACCUUUAAUUUCAUAUCUAUCUUAUUUAAUAUUAUAAAUGUGAAACUUUAGAUGUAUGUAUGUUUGUAGCC